Molecule: messenger RNA, 1777 nt
Organism: Galeopterus variegatus (Sunda flying lemur)
Lineage: Eukaryota; Metazoa; Chordata; Mammalia; Dermoptera; Cynocephalidae
Gene: PRKCE
Product: protein kinase C, epsilon
Exons: 14
Biological process (GO): protein phosphorylation
Molecular function (GO): ATP binding; diacylglycerol-dependent serine/threonine kinase activity
Source: RefSeq, a predicted model, not a curated record
GAUUGAUCUGGAGCCAGAAGGAAGAGUGUAUGUGAUCAUCGAUCUCUCGGGGUCGUCGGGUGAAGCCCCUAAGGACAAUGAAGAGCGUGUGUUCAGGGAACGUAUGCGGCCGAGAAAGCGGCAGGGAGCCGUCAGGCGCAGGGUCCACCAGGUCAAUGGCCACAAGUUCAUGGCCACCUACCUUCGGCAGCCCACCUACUGCUCCCACUGCAGAGAUUUUAUCUGGGGUGUCAUAGGAAAGCAGGGAUACCAGUGUCAAGUUUGCACUUGCGUGGUCCACAAGCGAUGUCAUGAGCUCAUAAUUACGAAGUGUGCUGGAUUAAAGAAACAGGAAACUCCCGACGAGGUGGGCUCCCAGCGGUUCAGCGUCAACAUGCCCCACAAGUUCGGUAUCCACAACUACAAGGUCCCCACCUUCUGCGACCACUGUGGGUCCUUGCUCUGGGGCCUCUUGCGGCAGGGUUUGCAGUGUAAAGUCUGCAAAAUGAAUGUUCACCGUCGAUGUGAGACCAACGUAGCUCCCAACUGUGGAGUGGAUGCCAGAGGAAUCGCCAAAGUGCUGGCUGACCUGGGUGUCACUCCAGACAAGAUCACCAACAGUGGCCAGAGGAGGAAAAAGCUCCUUGCCGGUGCUGAGUCUCCGCAGCCUGCUUCUGGAAGCUCACCGUCUGAGGAAGAUCGAUCCAAGUCAGCACCCACCUCCCCUUGCGACCAGGAAAUAAAAGAACUUGAAAACAACAUCCGGAAGGCUUUGUCAUUUGACAACCGAGGGGAGGAGCACCGGGCAGCAUCAUCCACCGAUGGCCAACUGGCAAGCCCUGGAGAGAAUGGUGAAGUCCGGCAGGGCCAGACCAAGCGCUUGGGCCUGGAUGAGUUCAACUUCAUCAAGGUGUUGGGCAAAGGCAGCUUUGGCAAGGUCAUGCUGGCGGAACUCAAGGGCAAAGAUGAAGUAUAUGCUGUGAAGGUCUUAAAGAAGGACGUCAUCCUUCAGGAUGAUGAUGUGGACUGCACAAUGACAGAGAAGAGGAUUUUGGCUCUGGCACGGAAACAUCCAUACCUAACCCAACUCUAUUGCUGCUUCCAGACCAAGGACCGCCUCUUUUUCGUCAUGGAAUAUGUAAACGGUGGAGACCUCAUGUUCCAGAUUCAGCGCUCCCGAAAAUUCGAUGAGCCCCGUUCCCGGUUCUACGCUGCGGAGGUCACGUCAGCCCUCAUGUUCCUCCACCAGCAUGGGGUCAUCUACAGGGAUUUGAAACUGGACAACAUUCUUCUGGAUGCAGAAGGUCACUGUAAGCUGGCUGACUUCGGGAUGUGCAAGGAAGGAAUUCUGAAUGGUGUGACGACCACCACGUUCUGUGGGACCCCUGACUACAUAGCUCCUGAGAUCCUGCAGGAGUUGGAGUAUGGCCCCUCAGUGGACUUGGGCACUUAUGGCACGGGUAUCCUGCAGGAGUUGGAGUAUGGCCCCUCAGUGGACUGGUGGGCCCUGGGGGUGCUGAUGUACGAGAUGAUGGCUGGGCAGCCCCCCUUUGAGGCUGACAAUGAGGAUGACCUAUUUGAAUCCAUUCUCCAUGACGACGUGCUGUACCCGGUCUGGCUCAGCAAGGAGGCCGUCAGCAUCCUGAAAGCUUUCAUGACCAAGAACCCCCAUAAGCGUCUGGGCUGCGUGGCCGCGCAGAAUGGCGAGGAUGCCAUCAAGCAGCACCCGUUCUUCAAGGAGAUUGACUGGGUGCUCCUGGAGCAGAAGAAAAUCAAGCCGCCCUUCAAGCCACGAAUU